CCCGCUUGAGCCGAUAAGAUAACCUUGAUUGGCCCCACCAAAAUUUUACCAUCCAUCGGUCAUCCGCCUGUGGACAUCCCGUCGUCUUCCACGCAUUGCAGUCUUCCCGUCGUACCUAACUUGUCCGCAGACGCGAGGUGCUUCUGCUUUUCCAAUUCGACGCACUCCCGUCACCUGAUUCUAUCGUCUUUCCCUAACCUCCCUGGACUUGGCCUGGAAUCACUUUGUGAACCAUUCAUGCUUUGCGACCCGUCAUUUUGCAGCAUCGUGUCCAUAUAGCCAGAACAAGUCCUCCGUAUCACAGUCAAGAUGGCCAGGGGAAAGUGGAUUGAUAAGAAGACGGCGACGCACUUCACGCUGGUCCAUCGUCCGCAAAAUGAUCCCCUCAUCCACGAUGAGUCGGCGCCGUCCAUGGUGCUGAACCCUACACAGCGCCCCAAUGCCCACAAGUCGUCGACGCUUAGUGCCCUCGCCUCCGAACUCGGUUCCGAUGCCAUGAGCAUCCGUGACAAUGAGGGUGAGGCCGCCAACUAUGGCGUCUACUUCGACGAUACCGAGUACGAUUACAUGCAGCAUUUGCGUGAUCUGGGCACGGGAGCUGGAGAGGCCGUUUUCGUUGAGGCCAAACCGGUCGCAAACCAGAACAAGGGCAAGGGCAAGGCGACCCUCGAGGACGCCCUGAAGCAACUCAACCUCCAGAACAACGCCCAGGAUCUGCUCGACGAGGAGAUCCUCCCCAACAAGAACCUCCAGAGACUCACCUACCAAGCACAACAGGAUGUUCCUGACGCCAUUGCGGGGUUCCAGCCAGACAUGGACCCUCGCCUACGCGAAGUACUGGAGGCUUUGGAGGACGAGGCUUAUGUGGACAACGAGGAGGAAGACAUUUUCCAGGAACUGGCCAAGGACGCAAAGGAGAUCAACGAACACGAGUUCGAGGAGGCUUACGACGAGUUUGAUGAUGACGGCUGGGAGUCGGACCACACAGUGAAGGCUAGCAAGGAGUACAGGCACGAUGGGGACGACGAAGUACCGGAGCUUGUCAACACAGGUGCUGGGCAAGAAGGAGAGGGUUCAGGGCCAUCGGAUGACUGGUAUGAUGCGUUCAAGCAGUACCAGCAAGACAAGAAGGCGGAAAAGAAGAAUAAGGGCCCGGCAGCGCCAUCAGAGAUGCAGUCCUCGAUAUGGACAACGACAACAAUGGGGGGACGCAAGAAGAAGAGAGCCGGUGCCAUGACCAACCCCUCCAUGUACUCGAUGAGCUCCUCGGCGCUUGUACGGACGGACGCCUUGAGCAUCCUCGAUGCGCGGUUUGAGAAGCUGGAAGAGGAGUACAAUGCUGACAUGGACGACCUGGGUUCCGUCUCGGGUGUUUCUGCUGUCUCGACCGUUCAGGGCAACGUGAGGGCCGAUUUUGACGGUAUGUUGGAUGAGUUCCUGGAGAACCAUUCGACAGCCGGAAAGAAGAGGGUGAAGAAGGGCAAGUACCAGAGUGGCCUUGAGCAGCUGGACGAGAUCAGGAGGGGGUUGGGACCUGCCAGAAUCCGUCCUUCGUUUAUCUAGAAAAGUGAGUGUGCUUGGGGCGUUAAGGGGUACGGAAAAGAUACACGGGUGCAUUGCGAUUUGAUAAUUGAAAUUAUGAAUGAACAAGACCCUGAGUGCCUCUGUGAACUGCGACCUAUAA
Neurospora hispaniola is the source of this 1684-nucleotide messenger RNA. RefSeq names its product Low temperature viability protein. The record is from RefSeq and is a predicted model, not a curated record. Gene Ontology annotation, biological process: ribosomal small subunit biogenesis; ribosomal small subunit export from nucleus. NCBI's taxonomy places the organism in Eukaryota, Fungi, Ascomycota, Sordariomycetes, Sordariales, Sordariaceae. The transcript is spliced from 2 exons. Gene Ontology annotation, cellular component: cytosol; nucleus; preribosome, small subunit precursor. The coding region runs from base 310 to 1563 and encodes 417 amino acids.